Messenger RNA from Penicillium soppii, 1215 nucleotides. RefSeq names its product 4-hydroxyphenylpyruvate dioxygenase family protein. NCBI's taxonomy places the organism in Eukaryota, Fungi, Ascomycota, Eurotiomycetes, Eurotiales, Aspergillaceae. The coding region runs from base 1 to 1215 and encodes 404 amino acids. Gene Ontology annotation, molecular function: 4-hydroxyphenylpyruvate dioxygenase activity. The transcript is spliced from 4 exons. The record is from RefSeq and is a predicted model, not a curated record. Gene Ontology annotation, biological process: L-tyrosine catabolic process.
AUGGCACCAUCAGCCAUUUCAAAUAGCCCACCUCCUUCCACCGCCGGUGAUACCUCAUCGGUGACCAGCUACCGCGGCUACGACCAUGUCCACUGGUAUGUUGGCAACGCCAAGCAAGCUGCAAGCUACUACAUCACCCGGAUGGGCUUCAAGCGCAUAGCCUACAAAGGUCUGGAGACCAACAGUCGCAACAUUUGCUCACAUGUUGUCCGGAACGGCGAUAUCACUUUCAUUUUGACCUCUCCUCUGCGCUCACUUGACCAAAUCGACCGUUUCAACCCCGAGGAGCAAGCCGAGCUGCGCGAGAUCCACGAACACUAUGAGAAGCAUGGUGAUGCCGUCAAGGACGUUGCCUUUGAGGUCGAUGAUGUUGAUGCCGUCUUUUCUGCUGCCGUAAAGAAUGGUGCAAAGGCUGUCGCCCAGCCCAGGAUCCUCGAAGAUAAGGAUGGUCAGAUUAAAACUGCGACUAUUCAGACUUAUGGACAAACAACACACACUCUCAUCGAGCGCAGUCAAUAUCACGGUGCUUUUAUGCCGGGAUAUCGUACUGAGGCUGGCAAUGAGGAUCCCAUCUCGAAGUUCCUACCCGAUGUCCGUCUUGAGAGGAUUGAUCACUGUGUCGGUAAUCAAGACUGGGACGAGAUGGACAAGAUCUGCGAAUACUACGAGAAGGCCCUCGGGUUCCACCGUUUCUGGAGUGUCGAUGACAGCCAAAUUUGCACUGAAUUCUCUGCUCUGAAGAGUAUCGUGAUGGCCUCACCCAACGAGCUUGUGAAGAUGCCAAUCAAUGAACCAGCAAAGGGAAAGAAGCAAUCUCAGAUCGAAGAAUAUGUUGAUUUCUACAACGGCGCCGGUGUGCAACACAUCGCACUUCACACCGACGACAUUAUCCGUGAUAUCACCAACCUCAAGGCACGAGGUGUUGAGUUCAUCAAAGUUCCCGAGACAUACUACACGGAUAUCAAGCUCCGACUCAAGCAAUCUGGUUUGAAGCUGAAGGAAGACUUUGAAACUAUUCGCAGCUUGGAUAUUUUGAUCGAUUUCGACGAGGGUGGUUACCUUUUACAGCUUUUCACUAAGCAUGUACUGGACCGACCCACCGUGUUCAUUGAAAUCAUUCAGCGACACAACUUUGAUGGAUUUGGAGCCGGCAAUUUCAAGUCGCUGUUUGAAGCCAUUGAACGGGAACAGGAGCUUCGCGGUAACUUGAUUUAA